This is a messenger RNA of Anopheles marshallii, 3750 nucleotides long. It is a transcript of the gene slpr, whose product is annotated as mitogen-activated protein kinase kinase kinase 10. NCBI's taxonomy places the organism in Eukaryota, Metazoa, Arthropoda, Insecta, Diptera, Culicidae. The record is from RefSeq and is a predicted model, not a curated record. Gene Ontology annotation, molecular function: protein binding; JUN kinase kinase kinase activity; ATP binding. The transcript is spliced from 11 exons. The coding region runs from base 1 to 3750 and encodes 1249 amino acids. Gene Ontology annotation, biological process: protein phosphorylation.
AUGUUGAUACGGUCGGGGAUAGAGUCGAGCAGCCAGCGGGAACAGCAGGACUGGGUGACCAUGUCCCCCUUGUGGACGGCCCGCUACGACUACCAGGCGCAGGGCGACGACGAGCUGUCGCUUCGCGUGGGCCAAAUCGUGUACGUGCUGUCCACCGACAGCUGCAUCUCGGGUGAUGAGGGCUGGUGGACGGGCAAGAUCGGGGACCGUGUGGGUAUCUUUCCCUCGAACUUCGUCACAAACGAAGACCCGGCCGUGCUAAAGGUGCAACCCGUCGAGAUACAGUUCCACGAGCUGGACCUGAAGGAGGUGAUUGGUGUUGGGGGCUUUAGCAAGGUCCAUCGUGCCUUUCUGAAUGGGGAGGAGGUUGCCGUAAAGGCGUCACGGCAGGAUGACGAGUUCGAGGUAGCCCGACAGAACGUCCUGCAGGAGGCGAAGCUGUUCUGGUCGUUGAAGCACCAAAACAUAGUGUCGCUCAAGGGCGUUUGUUUGGAUCCGAAGACACUCUGCCUGGUGAUGGAGUACGCGAGGGGAGGCUCGCUCAACAAGAUACUGGCCGGAAGGAAAAUUCCUCCGAACGUGCUGGUGGACUGGGCGAUACAGAUCGCGCGCGGCAUGAAGUAUCUGCACUGCGAAGCUCCAAUCUCCGUCAUUCACCGAGAUUUGAAGAGUUCUAAUGUUUUAAUUAGUGAAUCGAUUCAACAUGGGAAUCUGCUCAACAAAACACUCAAAAUAACAGAUUUCGGGCUGGCCCGAGAAGCGUACCGUACUACUCGAAUGUCUGCAGCCGGCACAUUUGCCUGGAUGCCACCGGAAGUGAUCAAAUCGGGAACAUACUCCAAGGCGUCUGACGUGUGGAGCUACGGAGUGUUGCUGUGGGAGUUGCUCACCGGAGAAACUCCCUACAAAGGCUUUGAUUCGCUGUCCGUCGCCUACGGUGUGGCGGUAAAUACACUCGCCUUACCAAUUCCAAAAACCUGCCCCGAAUCUUGGGGAAAGCUUAUGAAAUCCUGCUGGGAAAUCGAUCCGCAUCGGAGGCCUUCGUUUAAGGAGAUUGAAAAAGAUCUUGACAUUAUCGCAAGGUCCGGUUUUGCUCAAACGCCCCACGAAUCAUUCCAUACAAUGCAAGACGGCUGGAAGAAGGAAAUCGCGGAAGUGUUACAAGAGUUGCGUAAAAAAGAAAAGGCAUUUAAAUCUUUCGAAGAGGAAUUACGCAGCAAAGAAGAAGAACUGACGCGUGUCCAGCAAGAGCAGCGCUGUAAGGAAGAAAAUUUAGCCAAACGAGAGCAGGAGCUACACGCCCGCGAAAUCGAACUGUUGGGCCGUGAGCUAAAAAUUCUUAUCACUCAAAAUACUCCUACACCGAAGAAGCGCAAGGGGAAAUUUAGCAAAAGUAGAAUCAAGUUCAUUAAAAAAGCACCGGGACAAAUUUCGUUGCCAUCGGAUUUUCGUCACACCAUCACGAUACAGCAUACGGCCAUACGUGAUGAAAACCGUCAGCGCAUCGACACGCCACCCGGGUCUCCCGCGACACGACUCCGGACGAUUGUGUUUCCUGGCGAUACUAUCAAGGGUAAGACCUGGGGCCCAUCGACGCUGCACCAGCGGGAGCGGAGCCACUUGCCGACGAUGCGACCGAGCGCCCGACCGCAACAGUUCAGCAAGAGUGCCCCGAAUCUGGACAAAUCCCGAGCGACAGCGAUGUCCGCUAGCUCGUCGCGGCACGAAAUUCUAGAUUACGAUAGCGAGGAUGCGUGGUAUGCUACGGCGGCAAACCUGGGCACCGGUCCCGGUACAGAUAUGUCAACGUUGAGCGUAACGCCCCUCUGCUCUAGUCUUAAUCGAUUCGGUUCACUGCCGAGCACCGUACCGAUGCCUACGUUGUACGCUUCCGAGGGCCAACGUAAGCCCAAACCGUCAAUCAUUGAGCUGGUGCUUUACAAUAUGGCCUCAAUGUUGGCCGGUGUGGCAUCCGGGUAUGAUGUGCGUGUCUCGAACGUAACUCCGCUACAUCCGAAGCUACAUCCCGGUCCGCUGCAACAGUACGAAUCGUACUCACAGCCCGCUAGUCCUUACCAUCAUCAGCUGCAGGCAGUGCACGAUUCGCAUCCUCUACACCUGGAUGGGUUGCAUCGGUUAGAGGCGAUGCCGCCGCUAACCAGUGCACAGUCCCUGGACAAUGCGCUUAGUCAGGAAGUGUACGAGGAGGAGCUGGCACAGGCUCAGGAGGAUAGAUUGUAUGCGCAGAACAGUACACCGUUCCACGAACCGGUGAGGCAGCAGACUAGGAAGGUACCGGGUCAAUCAACUAGUCCGCGGCAAGAUGAGCGUGUGCUGAAGUACACGGACUCACCCCAACAUUAUCUACCUUCGACGAUAUCAACGACGAGCGGGCUCGGUUCCAACUACACCCCAUCGGGACCAAGCUCAUCAUUCAGUGUGGGAGCCGGCACGCAACCACCGACACCGUCGCCACGUCGGAAGUCCAGCGCCACAUCCUUCAUGGACUACGGUGACCUGCCGGAAGAGCGUGAAAGUAGAGCGGGUCUCUACAUUCCGGGCGAGUACGAGGGAUAUACGCAGCAUAAUCCUAUCUUUAACACAAGUAAUCGCGGCGCCUCCGGUAGCUACAUUGGAUCGCAUUACUUUCCGUAUAGACCAGCGAUUAAUUUCGCGUUCGAGCGUGAAACGAAAUCGUACGGUGGUGAACCGGUGUAUGAGGAUCACCAUUACGACAGUGCCUCGUACCACGAUUAUGCGUACGAAGGGACCACUGGGACUGCGGGUGCUGGUGCGGGAAGUGUGAGAGCCACGGGCACUCGCGUUCCAACGAUGGGGAUCAGUGCGACGGGCCAUCGAAGAACACACUCGAACAUUUCCAACACCAUGCACAGUAGUAACGUGAACCAAGGGUUUCAAAUGGAGGGCGAUGACAUGAGUGUGCGGCUCUUAGAUGAGGCCACCUACAAAUUUGGGGACCUUUAUCUCGCCGGCGGUGGUACAGACACUCCCACACCUGGUCGCGUAUCGAUGGCAAGUACUUCGAAAUUACACGAACCUCCGGUAGCCUUCCAAGCGACGAGUCGCAUGCAUCAGUACGAGAAUAUACCGAACUUCUUCCGAAGGCAGUCGAGCCUGCAAGCGCACUACUCAUCGAGCAGCCAUGGUGGACAUCUGUCCGGUGAGUUCAUGAGCGAAAUCGAACAGGAAGAGCGUCCGUACACGGUGCUGGGAUUGGAUCAUGGCGAUAGUGGUGCAUCACUUGCGGCCAGCUUAAGACCACAAGCGAAGUUACGCUCCAGCAUGAAGAAGUACACACAUUCCCAUCCGACGCAGCAGCAACAGGCAGCAUCUUCCACCUCCCAGGGGAAGUAUGGUGCUGCUGGCAGUACAGGGCACGGUUACGGUACGCACGGUGCCACCUCUAGUGCAACCAAUCCAACGCCACCCGACAGUCUCACCAGCGAUGACAGUUCGUACCUGAGCGCGAAGGACAAUUCGUCCUCAAUUUCCUCCCAAAGCCGUGUGCGUUUCACACCGGAAAUCGUGCUAGACGUAGAUUCACCACUACAGUCACCGACGGGGUACGUGGGUAUUGGUGCUACGGCAAGCACUGCCGGACACGGGACGAAAGAUAGACGCAGUUCAUCAUCCGGUAGUACCAUGCUUACCGCUACACCCGGUUCCGGAGCGUCCUCUACGUCGAUUUCCGGUCGUCGAUCAAAUGUUUGCGACACGAGCCAAUCCUAG